This is a messenger RNA of Mya arenaria, 4169 nucleotides long. RefSeq names its product phospholipase DDHD2-like. Gene Ontology annotation, molecular function: protein binding; metal ion binding. The record is from RefSeq and is a predicted model, not a curated record. Gene Ontology annotation, cellular component: COPII-coated ER to Golgi transport vesicle. Lineage: Eukaryota; Metazoa; Mollusca; Bivalvia; Myida; Myidae. The coding region runs from base 12 to 3245 and encodes 1077 amino acids. The transcript is spliced from 20 exons.
UUUGACGUGUAAUGGCUGACAGGUCGAAAAAAGAAGCUACUCCACCUCCGUUGCUGCUUAUGCCGGCCGGAGGGGGCCUGACGUUAACGCCGCCUGACCAGCAAAGUCUCUUUAUGCCAGUUGUUCAAUCAGAACCCUCUCUUUUUGGUCCAGAGGAUGACAUUUUGGGUGAAGCUGAUAGUUUUGUGGGUCAGUCUCCACCUCCACCAACAGUUCGACCCAUGACAGCUCCGCCUGUAUCAGGACACAGGGAGGGGCCCCAGACUGCCAACCUGUUUGCUAACACUGGCUCAUCACCCGCUGACCCUUUUACACAGAUAAACCAGGGUUUGCCAGGAAGGCCUAGCCCCGGGGUGACUCCACCAUUCUCACAGGGUUCUGGGACAGGUCCUCUAGCUCCUACAUCACAUGUACCUGCCUCUAGCCACAUGUCUGCAAUGCCGCCCAUGCCAAAUGCUAGUGGUCUGUCCGGCUUGUACAGAAAGCAUGGUUCUAGUCGUUAUGCACCAAUGCCGACCGGAACAUACGCCAAUUCUCAGUCCUCCUUCAUUGCCAACCCGCCUGCUCCUAUCCCAUUCUCACCUGAUUUCAACAGCUCCUCCAGUCAUAGGGCAGACCCAGGCCCCCCCUCAAUCCCUGCUAUCCCAGCCCAGCCCAGUAUGGGGCCACUCCCAGGGAUGGGCUAUGUACCAAAUGCUACAGGUGUAUACGCCCCUGUGUCCCCCCACUGGUGUUUCUGUAAGAAGGUUGAGGGCCGGGAUGUCUGGUACCCCCUGUCAAUGUCCGACAAUCUUACCCUUGAGGAUGCCUUCAAUACAGGUCAAGCCAACCUGGUGGUGCCUAUUGAGGGAGGUCGAUAUGAUGUGAACUUAUCAGAGCGCAAGCGGUACUCUGUCUACUGGGAGGAAGAUCCAAGGCUGGUGCGCCGAUGUAGCUGGUUCUACAAGCGUGAGGGUGACACUAGAUACACCCCAUAUGAAGAGAAUAUGUGCUUGAAGUUGGAGGAAGAGUACAAGACUGCCAUUUCCAGCGGUGUGUGGCACAAGCCUAUCCGACUUGAGAGUGACGAGACGGUUGUUAUGCACAAUGCCAAUGUGAUGGUCCACUAUGUGGCCUCAUCACAACCAGACGAGUGGGGAAAUUUACAGGUGAGCGCCAUUAACACAUCACAGACAGACCAGCCACGACCUCGUGUAGUAAAGCGAGGUGUUGGAGACUUUGACAUUGACAAGGGGGAGUCUCGUCAGGUGGACCAUCUUCUGUUUGUUGUACACGGCAUCGGAACAACUUGUGAUCUACGCUUCCGUAGCAUCAUUGAAUGUGUGGAUGAUUUCCGGUCGACGUCACACUCACUGCUGUCGAGCCACUUCACCCAGGCCGUGGAGAGUAACAGGAUCGGCCGUGUUGAGUUUAUUCCCAUUCAGUGGCAUAUGGCAGUCCAUGGGGACGCGACCAGCAUUGACAAACGCAUAAAACAGAUUACAUUACCCAGUAUUCCUAAGCUGCGACACUUUGUCAAUGACACAGUUACGGACGUACUUUUCUACACCAGCCCGACAUACUGCCAGCGUUUGGUUGAUACAGUAGGGAAUGAGAUCAACCGACUGUACGAGCUGUUUCUCUCACGCAAUCCAGCGUUCCAGGGUGGGGUAUCUGUGGCUGGGCAUAGUCUAGGUUCCUGCAUCUUGUUUGACCUUCUUCAACACCAAGGUGACCAAUCAGAAGCCAUGUUUGAAAGUGUUGAGCAGCCAACCAAUAGGGAGGCAGAUUCUCAAUCUGACACUUCCAAGGAAAUAACUCCGGAGAUUGAAAGUGCCAGCUCCAGUGUAGAUGAACCAUGUGAUGAGACCGUUACCCUGGCUGACCUUCUUGUCAAGGUCGGGUUACAGGAGAAAGUAGAGCUGUUUGAACAAGAGCAGAUUGACCUGGAGUCCCUGAGCAUGUGUAGUGAAUCUGACUUGAAGGAGCUCGGCCUGGGGAUGGGGCCAAGGAAGAAGCUGCUGGGGCUAGUUAGAGAGGAGGCAAACAAAAAGGACAAGAGUAGACAGCAGCAGGUACAAAGGGAAGCCCAGGAGGCAGCCAGGGUUGCACUGCAGCAACAACAGCAGCUGCUUCAGCAGCAACAACAGGAGCAAAGACCUGCAACAGGCAGUUCCUCCAGCAUGUCGGUGGAUUAUAUUGUGGGUGAGGGCGGGACUGGGCAGCCCCACAUCAAGUACCCCCAGCUCAAGUUCAGCCCCGUAUCUUGCUUUGCAAUUGGAUCCCCAAUGGGCCUCAUACUGUCUGCACGUGGAGUGGAGACCAUCGGAGAGGACUUCAGGCUUCCUACCUGUCAGAAAUACUUCAACGUGUUCCACCCCUUUGAUCCUGUUGCUUACAGAUUAGAACCUUUGAUUAACCCAUCAGUGGUGAAUGUUAAACCGGUUUUGAUGCCUCACCACAAAGGCAGGAAAAGGCUUCAUUUAGAAUUAAAAGAAAGCCUGGCCAGGAUGGGAACAGACAUAAAGCAGAAGAUCAUAGACUCUCUGAAGACGACAUGGACGUCGAUCAACAAUUUUGCACGGGCCCACCAGUCUGAUGAGAGCUUAGAAAGCCAUGUUGAUGCCGAGAUGUCCCAGAUGGCCCAACAGCUUGAUGAUGAUAAUGUUUCAAUUGUGUCCGGUGCAGAGGAGGAGGUGUAUAUAGGUCAACUGAACGAGGGUCGUCGUGUUGACUACGUACUUCAGGAACGUCCAAUAGAGAGCUUCAACGACUACAUGUUCUCACUCACUAGUCAUGGAUGCUACUGGACCUCUGAGGACACUGUAUUAUUGGUGCUAAGGGAAAUAUAUUCCUUGUUUGGAAUUUCGCCCAUUAUACCUGGAGCAGAACACUCACAAAAAAGUGUGGUUGGGCCUCCCCCUAAAGGCCCACCACCAAUGGGAACCUCAUACGGCGCCCCCGCUUCCCGCUCACAACCUCAAGUGGGGCCUCCAUUCACAACAGGGCAUGGACCCCCACAGGGGCCUCGUUAUGGAUCAAAUAUGGAAGUGACAAACAAUGUUAGGCCAUCGGUACCCAUGCAUGGGUCUUCCCACAUGUACAACCCUGGUUCAGGGCCCAUGUCAGGGCCUCCUCAGGUGAAUUUGAACUCAAACGUACCUCCCCCUUCAGGGCCUCCGCCCUUUAGUGUUGGCCAAUCACGAAGUGCGCCCCCAGCCAUGGCUGGCCCUCCACCAAUGGCAGGAUUUAUGAAAAAAACUUAAAUUAGAGCUCCAAACUUUCAUGGAAUAAUUUUUUUAUAUUUAAAAUCAUAAAAUUUUAAUCUUGACAACACUCAAUAGUUGGUUACAUUUUCUGUAUCAUAUAGCACUUGAAAAUCUGGAUUUGACAAAGUAUUAUCAAAAAGUGAAUUAUUUAAAUACUUAUUGUUACUUUAACUCUUUUUUUUUUUUAAUCUUGAGUAUCAAACUUACAGAGUGGAGUGUUUCCAUGAUGCAACUUUGCUUUACUUUCUGUGUCGAAGGUUGUAUAUUUCCAUUAAAUGAUUGGUAUUAUAUGCAUAGGAAUACAACCAACCAUUUCUCAUUAAGGCAAAAUCUGUUAUACAUUCGUUGCUGAUCAAUUAUCAUGUGACUUGUAAAGUUGUUGGUGAUUGGAAAAUGUGUUAUUUAUAUUUUUAAAAUGAUCUGUAUAUAUGGUAUUUAUUUUAUGUAUGCUUGUUAAAAUGACAGUUGACUAUAUUUUUAACUGAACCACUGUUUUUUUGUGAGUAUAAGUAAGUUUCAACAAAGUUUAUGUCCGAUGUGUAAAGUUUUUUUGCAGACUGGCAGGAUUUAAACUUGUUAUUCAUAGUUUAUUAAAAUAAGUACAUUGUAGGAUACUGUUACCGUCUUUUCCCAAUAUAUGUAAAAUUCGAAUUAAAACAUGCAUGAUGUAGAUAUUUAUCUUAUUUACAAUUUAAAACUGGUUAAUUCAGGGUUUAAUAAGAAAAAAUCAUGAUCUAAAACUGAAUUUAUUUCUAACAUUAAAGAUUUAUCUUUGAGUAUGAUUCUUCAUUUCAAGCAAUAUUUUCUAGAUACUCAACAUUUCCAAGACAUAGAUAUUAUUUGUUUCAAAAGAAAAUCCGAACAUUUUUGACACUUUAAAAUGUUGAUUUUGAUGGUGCAAUAAAUUUGUGACAAACCUAA